AUGGCGGCCCGCCUCAUGGUGCAGGCCGAGUCCGGCUGUGCCAACUUCGUGUCCGCAGCCCCGUGCCAGGCGGACUCCGGGCAGGCGGAGGAACAGUUCGGACGGCUCUGGAAGUUUCUCACUGAGUCAGACUUGCCGCCGCUGCCUCCGGGCUGUGACAUUAUGCCUCUCCUCUACCCGCUCUUUGUCUACCUCCACCUCAGCCUGGUGCAGAGCAGCCCUAAAAGCGUGGUGGAGAGUUUCUAUGGUCGCUUCCAUGGCCUCUUCCAGGGCGAUGCAAGCCAGAGAGAGGUCAUAGAGCAGCUGCGGGCAACCCAAACCAUGCAGGAUGUCCAGGUCAACCCCAAGCUCCGCGCCUUUCUAGACAGCAAGUACAUGGUGCGUCUCCAGGAAGACGGCUACUACUUCCUGAUGCGCUAUCUGAAGAGUGAAGACAGUGCUGCCCUAUGCCAGGUCCUCACUGUGCACAUCCAGCUGGACGUGCACCCUGCCGGGGAAGCAGCCACCCAUCGCAAGAGUGGAGUGGAGACCCCGCAGGAGCUCAGCCCUGCCCCCGUCACCUUUCUGCAGGAUGAGGGCGCCCUGGAGGCCCUGCAGGAGAGUAUCAGGCGUGUCCGAGCCGGGCCUCCCUCCCUCACCACGCUUUACUUGUAUACCUUUUGCGACACACAGCAGCUGCUGAACACCGCCGAGGUUGCCCCUGACAGCAAGCUGCUUGCUGCUGGCUUUGACAGCUCCUGCAUAAGAAUCUGGAAACUGUGCUCUCAGAAGUUGAAGUCACAGUCCCACUGCACGGACAUCUCACGCAUCCGCUUGGCUUGUGACAUUCUGGAGCAAGAGGAGGGUGAGGAGGACUGCGCAGGCACGGAGAUGAAGCUCCUGCGUGGGCACUGUGGGCCGGUGUAUGGUGUACGCUUCCUCACUGACAGCUCUGGGCUGCUCUCUUGUUCUGAGGACACGUCCAUCCGCUACUGGGACCUGGGCACCUUCACCAACACUGUGCGGUACAAAGGACAUGCCUACCCUGUGUGGGAUCUGGACAUUAGCCCAUAUAGCCUGUACUUCGCCAGUGGGUCCCAUGACCGCACCGCCAGGCUGUGGUCCUUCGAUCGUACGUACCCACUGAGGAUUUAUGCGGGACACCUGGCCGAUGUGGACUGCGUCAAGUUCCACCCUAACUCUAACUACCUAGCCACCGGCUCAGCUGACUCCACUGUGAGGCUGUGGAGUGCCCAGCAGGGGACAACUGUGAGGCUCUUCACAGGCCACCUGGGCUCCGUGCUCGCUCUCGCCUUUUCCCCCAACGGGAAGUACUUAGCAUCCGCCGGAGAGGACCAGCGGUUGAAGCUGUGGGACUUGGCCUCAGGGACCCUUUUUAAAGACCUGAGAGGCCACGUGGACAACACCACCAGCCUCACCUUCAGCUCAGACAGUAGUCUGGUGGCCUCUGCCUCCAUGGACAACUCGGUUCGUGUCUGGGACAUCCGGAGCACACACUAUAGAGCACCCGUCCCAGGCUCCUCCAGGGAGCUUGUGGGUGCCUACACUGGGCAGACGAGCAGAGUCCUGAGUGUGCAGUUCAUGGCCUCCAACCUGCUUCUGGUGACCGGAAUUGCACAGGAGGAUCAGGAACAAUAAUGCUUACCUUGGCUAGAGCGCACUGGGCCUUGGCAGGAGUUCUCUGGCUGCAGUGUGGACUAUCAAAGAGCCCUCCUUUUUCUACCGGUUCUCCCAGAUGCCCCAGUGUGGCAGAGCUUGGAUAGGGCUGGACUUACAUAUCAAACUGCCCUGAGAAUGAAGCAAGUUGUAAUGUGUGGGAAAA
This is a messenger RNA of Fukomys damarensis (Damara mole-rat), 1822 nucleotides long. RefSeq names its product TAF5-like RNA polymerase II p300/CBP-associated factor-associated factor 65 kDa subunit 5L. Gene Ontology annotation, cellular component: histone acetyltransferase complex; nuclear protein-containing complex. Bases 1 to 1638 code for a protein of 545 amino acids. Gene Ontology annotation, biological process: regulation of DNA-templated transcription. Lineage: Eukaryota; Metazoa; Chordata; Mammalia; Rodentia; Bathyergidae. Gene Ontology annotation, molecular function: transcription coactivator activity; protein binding. The record is from RefSeq and is a predicted model, not a curated record. The transcript has a single exon.